Messenger RNA from Diprion similis, 3083 nucleotides. Its product is annotated as protein FAM114A2. The record is from RefSeq and is a predicted model, not a curated record. The transcript has 5 exons. Lineage: Eukaryota; Metazoa; Arthropoda; Insecta; Hymenoptera; Diprionidae. Bases 336 to 2516 code for a protein of 726 amino acids.
UCCUGGUUAGAAAAAUGACGAGGCGCAUGCUUGAGGAGCAGAUCACGAAUGACUUCGCGGCCACGUGAUCAGUCUGUUUGGCAUGAUAUGUGAUCCGCAUAUGUGUACAAAGAGAAUUGCUGAGACAGGUUGGAUAUGGGUAUAAGAUAAUAAAGAGCUGUUUGAUUAAAAUGUCAGGCCGUUUAACGAGUAUUUGAGUUGUAUUCAACAGCUAAAACGGAAGUUAUUUAUUUUUAUUCACAGUACGAGCGUCACUAGCUACGUGUCUCUUCGUCGAUCAGCCACAAACAGCAGGAAGACGAGAACUGGCGUCCAAUUAACCUCUGGCAAGUAAAAUGGCAACGUCAGAAAGCGACGACUUCGAAAGCGCUGACGAGGAAUUGGACAACCGUUCGACGCCAGCCAAGCGCGUUUCUUCGCGUAGAUUCCGGGCCGUCGUCGACUCGGAUUCGGACGACGACACGGAGUGCACCUCCUCCAAGAUUCACCCCUCCUACGGAACCCUGGGUACGUCGGAAACUAAGAGAAAACGCGAUUAUUCCGCCUCACCAACCUUCCCCAAAGACAAGCCGAGCUCUAUUCAAGUCGGUGUAAAGAACCCGGAGAGCGAGGGUAAGUCUGACGAUACCGUUGAUCCAAAACCAGCUCUGAACCAACCGCAGGUAGUAUCGCAAGCUGAGAAAGUAGCGCCAUUGACAUCGAGUAUAUCGCAAGACUUGACGGUACCUAGCAAGCAUGAGCCGGACCUUUCUAAUAAAACUAGCAAAUCGGACGGAUCUGUACCAUCGUCAGAAACGAGGGAUGAAUGUCGGGCUACUGCCAGCGGCAAGGAUGAGGUAGAAAAACCGGUAACAGAAACCACAGGCAGACCUAAGAGGGAGAGACAGCAGAGACAGCAAAAGCAACGGGAGCCUAGAUCUCUCGGGGAAAAGAAACUGGGGUCAAAGAUUAUCUCGGAAGGUGUAAAGUCCGGAAAAGUUGAAGAGGCGAUAAAGCCUCCUGUAGAUGAGAAAUGCUGGAAAGAAUUGGACAAUAUUUUGUCGAAACCCCGACCUGAUAUUGAACCGCAGAGAAAGUCCAAGUGGGAUAGCGAUUGGGACAAUCCAACGAAAGCAAAGGGCGUAGACGACUGUUGGAAGGAGAUGGAAGAGAAUAUUGAGAUUCCAGAAGAGUUGAAAUCGAAUAAAAAGUUCAAAGAGGUGUUUAAGUCCGAUGGUUGGGGAGAUAUGGAUGAAGAUAUAGAAAUCCCUGACGAAAUGACCGAGGAAAAGAUUCUCCCUGUAUUAGACAAGCUGUCUUUGGCUGGCGAAGAACAGAACAAAAAUGCUGGUUGGGGAUGGGGUGGAUGGGGUGUCAGUUCAUUGAUAAACACGGCAUCGGCGGGAGUCACUAGCCUAACCAAUCAUGUGACUCAAGGAUUGACAAUGCUGGAAGAAAGUAUCGGCGUUCCAGACCCUGAAGAAUUGGCGAAAACUAAAGAGAGCAAGACCGAAGGCGUUGCCGACGAAAGAAGUCAACUGGAAAAAGAGCCAUGUGAUACGCAAUCUCAAUCAUCGUUUGGUUUUGGUAAUCUGAUGUCCGGUGUUUCUUCUAUAACAAAACUUGUCGAAUCGACAAGUAACAAAGUAAUAGCUGGAGGUUUGGACACACUGGAAACAAUUGGUAAGAAGACAAUGGAAGUAUUACAAGACGGAGAUCCCGGACUGAAGAAGAAACGAGCUUUCUUCACACCAGACAGUGAUAAGCCAAUAUUAUCGCAAAUGCUUAGGGAAGCUAAGGACAAAGCCGAGACAGAAGAGAAAUCUUUGGAAGAAAAACAAUUGGCUAGAAAAGUACACUUUGAAAUUCUUUUCGAUGACUACCAGGGCCUAGUGCAUUUGGAAGCGCUAGAAAUGCUGUCUAAACAAUGUGAUAUUAAGAUUCAGCAGCACAUGAUCAAUUUAAAUGCCGACGAGUUGUGCUCUAUUCAAGAGACCUUAGACGAGGUAAAGGAACUGUGUGAUUUAGGAGACGACGACGGAGAUGAUGCACAAGAGACUGAUCUUCAUGAAAGAUUGAAGGGAGCUUGUAAAGACCUUGGAGUGACUAUGACUUACGAUAAACUUAUUGAGACUUGGCAACAAACAAGGGCCUACCUUUCAACUGUGAUUUCUACAGAGCCACUGCCUGCCGAUAGAGAAGUGUUUCAACAUGCAAUUUCGACUCUUGCACAAUUCACAGCACUUUCUGUAGAACGAUUCCAUAAAACGGCAGAGUUACUUCUUGUCAAGGAAAGGCGUAGCACCGUAAAUGAAGCCGACGCUUUGGUUCAGCUCACGAACAUUUUAGCAGGCGAAGUUGGAGUCAUCGCUAACCUGUUUGCAGACAAAUUGAAUGAGCGUGUUAAACAUUCAGACAAACCAGAUGCCACGAAUGCUAAUAUUACUACGAUUUUCUUAGAGGCAGCAAAUGCAAGCUCAUACAUUCAAGAUGCCUUCAAAUUGUUGAUUCCAGUUCUCCAAGUUGGAGCUACAUAGUCUGACCUAUUUUUGUAUAUGUUAUAUAUAGGUUGGUGGUUUUUGAAGUUGAAAACUCAAGUUGGAGUCAGUUGCUGAUAGAGAAGUUCCCAAGUUUGACGGUGUGUUGAAACUCAAACCUGUUGCUGGAGGUUUGGCAGAUGCACCAACUGAAAUACUACUGGCUGUUUGUAACGACGUUGCAUUACCCCAAGCUGAAACAAUUUCAUUAUUACAUCGCCUCUAGAAAGUAUUGAAAAAUUAAACUUUCAUACACCUUAAGGGUAGUAAUUACUUUUUAAGAUCACCGGAAGAAGGAAAAAAAAAUUUCAGCAUAUUUAUUAAAACCACUAUUACAUUUCUGUAUAAAUUUGUGUUCCAUAAAAGAAAAGCAGACUAGGUAGGGAUCCCAUUACAUUGAUUGAAAAUGAAUACAAACCCCCCCUUUCUUAAAAGGACAUAACAAGACUUUUACGAAGCACGUAACACUAUUACAUCUCUGUAUUGAUUCGUGUUCCGUAAAAGAAAAGCAGCCUAGAUAAAUAUUCCAUUGCAUUGAUUUGAAAAAAAAUACAAAACCCCUUACUU